Molecule: messenger RNA, 567 nt
Organism: Aspergillus wentii DTO 134E9
Lineage: Eukaryota; Fungi; Ascomycota; Eurotiomycetes; Eurotiales; Aspergillaceae
Product: cysteine hydrolase family protein
Exons: 2
Coding region: 1-567 (188 amino acids)
Source: RefSeq, a predicted model, not a curated record
AUGGGCAAAACAGUUCUCCUCGUCCUCGAUGUCCAAAACGGCGUCAUCCAGCUCCUCAAAAACAUGGACACCUACCUUGACCGUCUCGCUCCGAUCAUCGAAACAGCUCGAGACAAAUCCAUCAAAAUCAUCUACGUGACCACUGCCUUUCGCCCCGACUACCCCGACCUGCAUCCUCGCAACCCUUCCGCCCCCCGAGUGAUGCCGUCCAAGAUGUUCCUCGAAGGCGACGCAUCAGUGGAAAUCCACCCAUCCGUGACUCCAGUCCAAGGCGACGUGAUAAUCACCAAACGCCGCGUGUCGUCCUUUACGGGGACAGAGCUUGACCUCGUCCUUCGCUCUCUCGGAGCAGAGCAUCUUGUCUUGGCUGGAUUGAGCACAAGCGGUGCUGUUCUCUCGACUGUUCGUCAGGGUGCUGACUUGGACUAUUCUCUUACCGUGUUGGAGGAUCUCUGCAGAGAUCGUGAUUAUGAGCUUCAUGAUGUGUUGAUGAAGAAGGUGAUUGCGAGACAGGCGCAGGUGGUAUCUUCUGCGCAACUUCUCCAUGAAGACGAGGCAUUAAAGUAA